Myotis lucifugus (little brown bat) is the source of this 1997-nucleotide messenger RNA. It is a transcript of the gene RAB1B, whose product is annotated as RAB1B, member RAS oncogene family. Lineage: Eukaryota; Metazoa; Chordata; Mammalia; Chiroptera; Vespertilionidae. The record is from RefSeq and is a predicted model, not a curated record. Gene Ontology annotation, molecular function: GTP binding; GTPase activity.
CAACGCAGCGAGGUCCCAGUCAGGAAUGUGCGGCUGCGCGUCGCGGGCGGGGCCUCUGGGGCGGAGCGGCCACCAUCUUGGAACAGGAGGCGGAGCAGAGCCGACUGGGAGCUACCGAGCGGGCCGCCGCUGCCGCCAUGAACCCCGAAUAUGACUACCUGUUUAAGCUGCUUUUGAUUGGUGACUCGGGCGUGGGCAAGUCAUGCCUGCUCCUUCGGUUUGCUGAUGACACGUACACAGAGAGCUACAUCAGCACCAUCGGGGUGGACUUCAAGAUCCGAACCAUUGAGCUGGAUGGCAAAACCAUCAAACUUCAGAUCUGGGACACGGCUGGUCAGGAGAGGUUCCGGACCAUCACUUCCAGCUACUACCGGGGAGCUCAUGGCAUCAUUGUGGUGUAUGAUGUCACCGACCAGGUACUCUUGGGCUCACCUUCCCCUGCUUUGCUUUCUCAGCCUCAGGUCUUUGACUCCGGCUUCUUUUCACUCUUCCCAUCCUCUCUCCUGGUGGGCAACAAGAGUGACCUCACCACCAAGAAGGUGGUGGACAACACCACAGCCAAGGAGUUUGCAGACUCUCUGGGCAUCCCCUUCCUGGAGACGAGUGCCAAGAACGCCACCAACGUUGAGCAGGCGUUCAUGACCAUGGCUGCUGAAAUAAAAAAGCGGAUGGGCCCGGGGGCUGCCACCGGGGGUGAGCGACCCAACCUCAAGAUCGACAGCACCCCCGUGAAGCCAGCUGGUGGCGGCUGUUGCUAGAAGGGGCGCGGGGUGGGACAGGAGGGGCACCUUCUCCAGAUGAUGCUCCUGGAGGGGGCAGGAGGUGCCUCCCUCUCCUGGGGUAUUUGAGUCUGUGGCUUUGGGGUGUCCUUGGCUCCUCAUCUCCCUCUGGCCCAUCUGCCUGCCACCCUGAGCCUCGGUUCUACCACGGCCCCCAAGGAAGGACACCCAGGACCUGGGGCUGGGGCACUGUGGGCCUCGCUCUGCUGCUGCCUCUAGGUAACUUUAAAAGAUACGCCACCAUACACUUUUCUUUGGGAUGAGGGCCCCUCUGUCUGUCUCCCUCCCCUGGCCCCCCAUGUAUGCUGCAGUGGGUUUCUCUCCUUGUCCUUUUCUCCCCUGCCCAACCCUUCCCCACGAACUGAGGGCCUCCUGGCCUCUACUAUCCCAGGCUGAAGUCAGUGCCCGGGGCCAGAAAUGGGACCGGGGACCAGGACCUGGGAUCCAGGGUCCUAGGUCAGACCUCAGGACGGGCAUGGGGGUUACAGAGGCCCAACAGCCCCCCUUUCCCCUCCUCCCUACCGCUCCUCCCACCCCUCCCACACUCACAGCUCCAGCCGUCCAGCCACAGUGAGGUCUGAGCCCAUCUAGUGCAGGUGGGCGGGCAGCCGAGCUGGGCCUGUGUCUUGUGCCCAGAGGGAGCCUGCUCUUGCCACCCCCUGCCCUGCCAGAGCCAGGCCCAUGUGCUGCCUGCCCACCGUGCCCCUUUGUCCUCAAGGCAGGCGGAGGUGGAAGGCACACCGUGCCUGAGGCCGGCACCAGCCUUAACCCUCACUCUGCCAGCACCUCCCUUCCCUGAGGCAGCGCAGUGGCUUUCUCUCCCCUUCCUUGGAGCCUACAGGGCAGAUCCUCAUCCUCUGUUGCUACUUCUCUGGGGAAUAUGGGUGCAACCCAGGGUUGGGGGUCUCUCUUCUCACCCCCUCCCACCCAGGAUCCUAGCCCCUGGCCCUCUGGCACAGCUUCUUCCUGCAAAAAAACCCUUUGGUCUCUACCUGACAAGCCAUGUCCCUUGUGCUGUCUCGCCUGUCCCACCUGUGCCCUGCCUUCCAGCUUGUAUUUAAGUCCCUGGGUUGCCUCUUAGGGUGCCCUCCUUCUCCCAGGUUCCCCUCUGGUCAUGUCAGGCAUUUUGCAAGGAAAAGCCACUUGGGGAAAAGACAGAAAGGACAAAAAAAUAAAUUUCCACUGGCCCUCCGGUGAGCCGAGGGUUUUUGCAAGGAA